AUGACCAUAAACAUUGCCGAGUCGCUCAACGUAAUAUUGCUUGACAAAAGAGAGUAUCUUGUGGCAGCCAUCUUCAAUUCAAUUGCACAUAGGUUUGGAAAAAUAUUCAGGAAGAGGUAUGCAGAGGUGAAGAAUUCAAGGACUAUAUUCGUUCCCGAAGCCGAGAAGAUCUUGAGGAAAAAUAUGACCGAGGGCGACAAAUUAUAUGUGAACAACAUAAAUCGAAGCACCAACGAAUUCACCGUACUUGAUUGUGGUCCUUCCGCCAAAGUUAAUCUAUCAAAAAAGUCAUGUUCUUACACAAAACACGACUUGGUGAAAUUGCCAUGCGCUUAUGCAGUGGCAGGGGUCCAUUUGAAGCACGGGGACGAUUACGUAUCUCUAGAGUCGGAAUGGAGCGUGGCGUGGGAGUAUCUAGAAAUGCAAGUUCUUCCACCCGAUUUCGAUCCCAAACUAGGGAGAAGGAAGGUGAGACGCGUUAAGGGUGUGUUGGAGUCUUCACGUCCCAAGAAAAGGAACAAGUGCUCCAAGUGUAAAAGGCCGGGACAUAAGAAAAAACAUUAUCCUUAA
Molecule: messenger RNA, 570 nt
Organism: Capsicum annuum
Lineage: Eukaryota; Viridiplantae; Streptophyta; Magnoliopsida; Solanales; Solanaceae
Exons: 2
Coding region: 1-570 (189 amino acids)
Source: RefSeq, a predicted model, not a curated record